GUAACGUUUGGUUGUUGUUGGUGGGUACCGCGCGGCGUUGCCGCGCGUUGUCGCCUGUCCCCACCGCGCAUCGAUCCGCUCCGCCCAGCGCUCGCUCCUCCCACCUGCCCUGCCCUCCACCCGCCACCCCCGCGGCCUUUGUCGCGCCGCCCGCGCGGUCACCUGUGUCGCACGUCCUCAGUCGCGCACGGACCGCGUCGCGCGCCGCCCGUCUCGCGCUGCACUAUUAUGACACUGACGUGAUGGAAGGCAAAGAGUUUGCGUCCGGCCUGCCCGCCGGUUUGGACUAUUUCAUGAUGCCUCGUGUGAGCCAACCGGCGCCCCAGUUCGACUUUAGAAAAUUAGGAGCCAGCUUUAGUGGAAGAGAUGAAGACAGGAGUGACGAGAGGCGCUCGCCCGACUACCAGGACCGCCGCGAGCCGCCGCCCGCGCCCUGGCCGCUCGGGCUCGGAGUGCAGUUCGUCAAUCCCGCCACCGGCAAGAAGCGCGUGCAGUGCAACGUCUGCCUGAAGACUUUCUGCGACAAGGGAGCUUUGAAAAUUCACUUUUCGGCGGUGCAUCUGAGGGAGAUGCACAAGUGUACAGUUGAAGGGUGCACGAUGAUGUUCAGUUCGCGGCGUUCGAGAAAUCGGCACAGUGCUAAUCCUAAUCCGAAGUUGCAUUCGCCGCAUGUGAGGCGGAAGAUAUCGGCGCAUGACGGUAGGUCCGCGCAACCUUUCCCGCUGCUGCCGGCGCUGGCGCGGCUGCCGCUGCCGCCGCCCAGCUUACUACCGCCCGAGCUGGCGGCUCGUCUGCCUCCGCCGCUGGCCGGCCAUGGCCCGACACCUCUACCUCCGCGAGUGCCCCUCGAUAACCUCCGUAACUUCAGUGAAAUUGAAAAAAUGUAUAGAAAGUUCCCACAACCGGAAGAACAUUCCCGCGGCGUGUUGGAUCUCGCUAAACCGCCAAUUUCCCAGGAGGAAGAAUCUUACGACAGUGACAACAACGAUGACAUUUCUGACGAUGAAAAUAAAGUUAAGUGUGAAGAGAGAGAUGAGUCCCCGGUCGAAGAGAGACUUAAUUCGUACGAGGACGAACCGGAAGAUUUGAGUGUAAAUAAAAAGAAAGAUGAUACCAAACCGACAGCCGCGUCUGAAAUUAGUCGCAAUGAACCCACCGUAUCGGACGACAAGUCGUCCCUCGUUCCUAAUAAACGUAAACGGAAAAGCGGCAACCCCACUCGUUGUUCUCAGAAUAACGAGUACAAUGUGUCCGACGAGGAAUACCACAGCGACAUGUUUAGAAAUAUUUCAACGCCGGGUUCUAGCCGCCCGGAUGACGAGCCGCUAUCGCUGAAAAAACAAAAACCUGAAAAGUGGGAGCCCUUUCAGAACGGAGAAGAAGCAACUGUGGACUCGGAAUCGAUAACACGUGUGAAAGCCGAAAGUGAAUCUGACGACGAAUCCAGUGCGCCGAGCGUCGUCCGCGAGGGCCUGAGACUGAGGUCAGAUCUGUACACGCCGAGCGACAGCGGGAGCGACUUGCACGCGCUGGAGGAACGGCUAGCGCGAGCACGGUCACCUUCCGCGAGCAGCGACCGCACCGACGACCGGACGGACCUCAACGAUCUCGAGAUACCCAUUGACGACGAAAACCCGGACAGGUGCACCGCAUGCGGAAAAGUGUUUCAGAACCAUUUCACCCUGCGCAUGCAUUACAGAAACGACCACUUGAAGUUGCUACAUCCCUGCGAUGUUAACGGCUGCGACGCUGCCUUCCCCUCGCGGCGGAGUCGCGACCGGCACAGCUCAAACGUCGACUUGCACCGCCGCCUACUCUCCACAAACUCCCCCGAUGGCCGAGAACAAAGACCGGGAUUCGAAAUGAACACAGAACUGUUAAACAAAUUGUACGCAGACAUAAAAGGCCUAGCGUCGACCCUUGAAAGCUUGCGAUACGGUGGCAACGAAGAUGCCUCUCAAAUUCCAAGUUACGUGUCAGAAACGAUGAAGUUCUAUAGUCGGAACUUGAGUGCGCUACAAGCGGGUUUGUUCCCACAGUUGGGCGAGCGGGGUUUUUUUCCGGGCCCUUUUCUGAUGAAUAAUGGGGUGCAAGGGGGCGGAGGGCCGUACGGAGCGCCAGCGGGAGCGCAGUCGGCGCGCGAGUCGCUCUCGCCGCUAUCUGCGUCGUCACCGCCGGUGCUGUCACCGGGCAGGCUCGACGCCGCGCACGCCCGCUCCAGAGAGGACGCCAAGCUGCUUUUUCGAGAGAGCUCGGAGUCCUACAAGAAGAUGACAUCUCUGUGCGAGCGCCAGGAGCAACUCUACCAACACCACGUUCCGGUGUCAUGACGCCGCCACGCGCGCUCCUCCUGGUGAAGCGAGGCGCAACGGACUCUGUAUAGUUAAUUGUUAAUAAUAUUAAUUGAGUUAAUUCUAUUUCGUAUUUCGUUUUGUAUUUCCUUGUGAUAUUUAGACAAAUAUAUCGUAAUUAUCGAUCCCACGAACUGUAAGUUAUAGGGACAGUACCGCUUGGAGGCAGUGAAGUGCAGUGCAAUAUGGACUCGGGUGUUACGAAUGGUAAUGCCGAGCGCGGGCGGACGAUAUGAUAUCGUGUAGAGUAUUUGUAAUCGAUGUUGAAAGUAAACGUUAUAAUGAUCAGCUUCAUUUAUUGUUCUGGCGCAAUAAAGUCAUUGAGGAAAAAAAAUAAUUGUUUUUAUUUACAUUAAGUUGGUGUCUGAAUCGAAUGGGUGAUCGGACGGAUCAUUAAUCUUUGCUUCAUUUGCAUUAAAAAGGUAGUCUGAAUCCGAUGAUUUAAGCAAUAAUAACAGCUCUGGGCGAUUACGACUUUAUUUAUACAACCAGAAUCUAAUAAGGAAUGAACUUGUUUGACACAUUAAACUUUUACGACAGCAGAUUCACCAUUCAACCGUCACGAAAUGAGAUAAAAUAAGGAAAUAACGUAAUAAUCUCC
This is a messenger RNA of Cydia splendana, 2952 nucleotides long. RefSeq names its product zinc finger protein basonuclin-2. Lineage: Eukaryota; Metazoa; Arthropoda; Insecta; Lepidoptera; Tortricidae. The record is from RefSeq and is a predicted model, not a curated record. Gene Ontology annotation, cellular component: nucleus. Gene Ontology annotation, biological process: regulation of DNA-templated transcription. Bases 243 to 2330 code for a protein of 695 amino acids. The transcript has a single exon.